Molecule: messenger RNA, 1365 nt
Organism: Penicillium daleae
Lineage: Eukaryota; Fungi; Ascomycota; Eurotiomycetes; Eurotiales; Aspergillaceae
Exons: 3
Coding region: 1-1365 (454 amino acids)
Biological process (GO): transmembrane transport
Cellular component (GO): fungal-type vacuole membrane
Molecular function (GO): transmembrane transporter activity
Source: RefSeq, a predicted model, not a curated record
AUGGCGACCAUCACGCAGACUCUGCCCACCACGGCAAUUGAACUCCCCACUUUGGCCCAGACCUCCAAUGAAGAACGACAGCGUAAUCCAAUUCCUCCCUCAGCACCAGGGUCCAUCGUUCUCGACGAUGUGAUGCAGCAAUCGCUCAUUGCAGAUUCACAAGUCCCCGAUGGAGGUUAUGGCUGGGUUCUCAUUUUUGCUUGUGCCGUCGUGACUUGGUGGUUUGUCGGUGCCUCUUAUACUUGGGGUGUCAUGCAAGCUGAACUUGUUGAUCGGAAGGGCUAUUCAUCUUCGACACUGGCUUUUGUGGGGUCAUUGUGUCCGGCUUGUAUUUCAUUGCUUGCGGUACCGAAUGCGACUGUUAUUCGGAAGAUUGGGGCUCGUGUUACGGCGCUAUUGGGCAUUUUCUUGCUUGGACUGGGGAGUAUCCUGAGUGGGUUUGCGGUGGAUAGUGUCGUGGGACUGUUUAUGACGUGGGGAUUUGUUGGUGGACUCGGUACUAGCCUAUGCUUCAUGGUCGUCUCUGUGACACCAGCUCAAUACUUCAAAGCCAAGCGCGGUAUCGCGAAUGGCAUCGUCUACGCCGGAGGAGGCCUCGGUGGCACCGUCAUUAGCUUCAUCCUCGACACCCUCCUCCAAAGUGUGGGCAUCGCCUGGACCUUCCGCAUCCUCGGCUUCUUGAUCAUGGGCACCGGCCUCCCAGCCGCGUACCUCAUCAAAGAGCGCGCCCCCAUCAAACCCACCAAGAUGGUCGAAUGGAGCCUCUUCAAAGACGUCCGCUUUGCCGUGCUCUUCGCCGUCGGCGCAAUCGGGACAUUCCCCCUCUUCGUGCCAGCCUUCUUCCUCCCGCUGUACACGAACAGUCUGGGUCUACCCUCCAGUGCGGGUGCAGGUCUAGUCGCGGCAUUCAACUUUUCUUCUGCCAUUGGGCGUCUAUCGUGCGGGUUUGCGUGUGAUAAGCUCGGCUCGUUGAAUACGCUUUUCUUGUCGUUGUUGCUGAGUGCGUUGAGUAUCUUCGUGCUUUGGCCUGUGUCUAGCUCCAUUGGACCCUUGGUUGCCUUUGUGGUUAUUAAUGGGUCUGCGAAUGGGGGAUUCUUCUCGACGAUGCCGACUGUUGUUGGGAAUGUGUUUGGUUCGGCGCGAGUGUCUGUUGCGGUGGGUAUGAUUGUUAGCGGGUGGUUGGGUGGCUAUCUUUUGGGUGCACCGAUUGCGGGUUAUAUCCUCAAUGCAUCCGGUGGAAAGGAAGGUGGCGUUGGUGCCUACAGACCGGCUAUUUUCUAUGCUGGCUCGAUGGCAACGGCUGCUACGGUCCUGGCGGCUGUGGUUCGAAUUAAAGUCGAUCGUAGGAUCAAGAAGACUGUAUGA